Salvia hispanica is the source of this 837-nucleotide messenger RNA. The record is from RefSeq and is a predicted model, not a curated record. NCBI's taxonomy places the organism in Eukaryota, Viridiplantae, Streptophyta, Magnoliopsida, Lamiales, Lamiaceae.
AUGCAAGGCGGAGACGAUCCCGGUUAUGGAGAUUCGGGACAGGGGGGCUUUCCACCCCCCCAACGCUGGGGAUCGAGUCCCACCCCUCCUCCAUCCCAGAUGUGGAGUCCGCCAUCGCCGGCGCCGUGGCUACAAACACCCCAAAACCGGGGGCAGUCCUCGGCCUAUCAGCAGAGAUAUGCGGGUCGUACCCAACCGGGGACGGGCGACUAUCGACCCAACAUGGACGCGAUUAACUUCCCGUCCCAAUUUCAAUCCUCCCCAUUUCAGAGUUGUCAUUCUCCGCUUGAUGAAUCUGAUAGAUUCACAUGGGAACAAUUGAUGGGGUCGCCUGAUACCCCAUUGCCGACGCUCGGUCGUGUAGAGACGGGGAGAGGAGGCGGUGGAAGAAGCGGUGGCGGGCGAAGUGGCGGCGGGAAUGGCGGGCGAAGGGGCGGCGGCGGCGGGCAUGGCGGAGGAUCCGCGCGAGGUGGCGGCGACGGCGACGGUGGGCAGGGCGGCGGCCGCGGUGGUCGCGGCGAUGGCGGCGGCGGGCAGGAAGGCGGCGGCGGUGGUCGACGAGGGUUUUUGUACACAGAUGCCGAGUCCAUUGCUAUUGCGAGGGCAUGGGACGCGGUGACGACAGAUGCCAUAGUUGGCACGGAUCAGACCGACUUAUGCUUCUGGCGGAAAGUCUUGGUGGUGUACAAUGAAUUCAAACCGUCGGGGAGCGUCGACCGUACACCCGAUCAGAUUCGGAAGAAGUUCGGCAGGAUCACUACAACUCUUCGGAAGUUCAUUGGUAUAUACGAGAACCAACUGCGCACUGCGAGAGUGGCCGCAGCGAAGCCGACAUAA